AUGACCACCGUGCGCUUUAACGCAGCUUACCAAUAACACAACACUACUGGUACUAUUUAAGGGGGCUGAAUGAACGACCUCGCUGACUCCGACAACCCCCCCUCUCUUUGAUUAAUUUACCCGGAGGGUGAUCUUGGUGCCACUUGGCACCUACACGCCAGUUCGUUCGGAGCACAGAUGCUGUCGUGCACAGCACAUCCAGGCUACAAACAAAAUUUCUGAUAUUUUAAAGGCAGAUUUUAUUUAGAGGCGGUGCUUACUGGCUUCAGGGUAGCGUCGUAACGACACUUUUUUUCUACCCCAGUCAAAAGUGUUUGACCAGGAGCAGAGUUGGAACCGGGGGUGGACUGGACUUGGGGGGUGAUAACUGCUUUUUGCAGGGUUUUUCCUCUUUUAUUUUUUUCUUUUAUUUUGUAUUUUUUUUUCUAUUUCGUCCUCUAGAUUUUUCUUCCCGUCUUAUUUCAUAUCGGGAUUCCCUUUUGGAUCAUGAACAAACUAUACAUCGGGAAUCUGAGCCCUUCGGUCACCGUUGAGGACUUGAAGCAGCUCUUUGGUGAAAGAAAGCUUCCCUUAGCCGACCAGGUUCUGCUAAAAUCCGGCUAUGCCUUCGUUGAUUUCCCCGACCAAAACUGGGCCAUUAAAGCCAUCGAGACUUUGUCAGGAAAAGUUGAAUUACACGGCAAGGUGAUUGAGGUAGACUACUCUGUUCCGAAAAAACAAAGGAGCCGGAAGAUCCAGAUCCGGAACAUUCCCCCUCACCUGCAGUGGGAGGUCUUGGACAGCCUGUUAGCGCAGUACGGAUCAGUGGAGAACGUGGAACAAGUUAACACUGACACGGAGACCGCCGUUGUGAACGUCACCUACUCCACCAGGGACGAGGCCAAGGCGGCUAUCGAGAAGCUGACGGGCCACCAGUUUGAGGACUACUCCUUCCGGGUGUCGUAUAUCCUGGACGCGGAUGCGGUGCCCCCCCCGCCAGCGGCGGCCCCCCGAGGCUCGCGCACACGCAGUGGCGGCCGCUCGUCGCGGGACCAGAAUGCCCAGCAGCCGAGCCCGUCGGGCGGAUCCGGGGGGGCCCGGCUCAAGCAGCAUGACUUUCCACUGCGCAUUCUGGUGCCCACGCAGUACGUUGGCGCCAUCAUUGGCAAGGAGGGCCUCACCAUUAAGAACGUCACCAAGCAGACGCAGUCCAAGGUGGACAUCCACCGGAAGGAGAAUGCUGGGGCUGCAGAGAAGCCCAUUACCAUACACUCGACCCCAGAAGGCUGUUCCUCCGCCUGCCAAAUGAUCCUGGACAUCAUGCAGAAAGAAGCCAAUGAAACCAAGGCAGCUGAAGAGAUCCCUCUGAAGAUCCUGGCCCACAACAGCCUGGUGGGGAGGCUGAUUGGCAAAGAGGGCCGGCAUCUGAAGAAGAUCGAGCAGGAGACAGGGACCAAAAUCACCAUCUCCUCUUUACAGGAUCUGACCAUCUACAACCCAGAGCGGACCAUUACGGUGAAGGGUGACAUAGAGGCGUGCUGCAAGGCCGAGGCGGACAUCAUGAAGAAGCUGAGGGAGGCCUAUGACAACGACAUUGCUGCUGUAAACCAACAAGCCAGCCUGAUCCCCGGGCUCAACCUGAACGCCUUGGGCAUCUUCUCCUCAGGCCUGUCGGUGCUCCCGUCGGCGGCCAGCCCUCGUGGAGCGGCGCCGCUGCCCCCUACUGGCUACAGCCCCUUUUUAAGUCACUCGUCACACCUGGGUGGUCUAUAUGGGGUCCCUCCUGGCAGCACCAUAUCCCACCAGCACUUAGCUCCUGAACAGGAGGUGGUCUACCUCUUUAUUCCAACUCAGGCCGUCGGCGCACUCAUCGGCAAGAAAGGCCAGCACAUCAAGCAGCUGGCGCGCUUUGCCGGUGCCUCCAUCAAGAUUGCGCCAGCAGAGAGUCCUGAUGUCACGGAGCGAAUGGUCAUCAUAACUGGGCCGCCUGAAGCUCAGUUCAAGGCUCAAGGUAGGAUAUUCGGGAAACUGAAGGAGGAAAACUUCUUCACGGCGAAAGAAGAGGUCAAACUGGAGACUCAUAUUAAGGUUCCCUCAUCCGCUGCAGGACGGGUCAUCGGCAAGGGUGGCAAAACGGUCAACGAGCUACAGAAUCUCACGAGCGCCGAGGUCAUAGUGCCACGGGACCAAACUCCUGAUGAGAACGAUGAGGUCUUCGUGAAAAUUAUUGGGCACUUCUUUGCCAGCCAGACUGCACAGCGAAAGAUCAGGGAGAUUAUACAGCAGGUGAAACAACAGGAGCAAAAGCACCAGCAGGGAGCGCCCACACCGAACCCCUCCAAGUGACCACCAGGGCGGCGCCAGCGAGCAUCAGCCAACGAAUGUAGCCCUUCCAACCUGAGAGAGACAGAGGAGGCGAGGCAGAUGGGGACGGAUGAGGCAGACCAGCAGCAUGGGGAACCAAACCAAAGAACUUCACUGGGGGAAAUGUAACCCAAAGCAAAUCCAGCACAGAGCGGAGCGGAUACUAGGAUACUAUGACGAACAUGUUAAACUGAAUAUUGCAUUUCUAAAACACAUAGGGAAGAGAGAGGUUUUUAAUUUUUUUUAUGGCAGAGUCAAGGGCACCAUCAGUCUUUCUGGUUAAAUAUGAAAAAAAUAGUUGCCCUGUAGUAACGGCAUCCCUGUAGUUGGACUAACAUACAGUAAACCUAGCGAAGAAGCGGUAUUAAUGAACACGUACAUUGACAUGUAGUGGCCGAGGCUGUCGUUUUGUGGCACGGGCGGAGUUGGGUCGUGGUUAAGGAGCACAUUUCUGCAGUUUCGGCAUUGAGAUCGCAAGUGUCCGUAUCCUUAGCAGUAUUACUAGUGUAUUAGUCACAAUAAAAUGUGAGCUAUGAGGAUAACAGGAGUUACCUUUGAGUAGCUGGAGUUCGGCUGUGUAGACUCGACGUGCAGCUUGUUUGCGUGAACGGGGGCACUCGAUGGGCUGUCCGUCUGUCGGAGGAGGAAGAGGAGGAAGAACGAAAUCGACUAGCAGGUGAAGCGGGACGUCACAGCGGGUCGUCCGGAGUAUGUGACUCAGCCUGCGUGUGCGUGUCCGUGCGCGUGUCUGUGCGCGUGUGCGUGUGCGUGUGUGUGUGUGCACGUGUGUGCCAACACAGGGGACAGCAUCCCUAACAAACACUCAAACCAGUGCAUGGACGCUGUGCCCCAGUCACCCUGCUUGCUCCUUUAGUGUCGCUGUUUUGUUCUCAGACAAGCUUAAUGAUUUCAAAAGCAAUCAGUUCGACUAAUUCCGUGAGAAUUAUUAGAAUUUCAAAAAGAUCUUUUAAAAAAUUAGACGGUACCAGUCACACAUAUAUAUGUAUAUGUAUGUACGUAUAUAUAAUAUGUAAUGUUAUGCUUGUAUGUGUGUAUAUACACACACACACACACAUAUUUAUAUAUAUAUGUAUGUAUAUAUGUACGUAUAUAUCAUUAUAUUUGUUGUCCAGUGAAAGCAGUUUGUUGGAAGUAGAUUCCAGACUGGCUCCCUGAAGGGGACGGAAUGUAAUCGUACCGACCCCCUCACCCCUGAAAGUUAUACAUUUCAAUUUGUUCGCUGAACCUUUGUCUCAAAAGAUAGUCCUGAACUGAUUGUGCCACAUCUUCUACCCUUACUGCCUU
This is a messenger RNA of Paramormyrops kingsleyae, 3648 nucleotides long. RefSeq names its product insulin-like growth factor 2 mRNA binding protein 2a (gene igf2bp2a). The record is from RefSeq and is a predicted model, not a curated record. NCBI's taxonomy places the organism in Eukaryota, Metazoa, Chordata, Actinopteri, Osteoglossiformes, Mormyridae. Gene Ontology annotation, molecular function: RNA binding.